CUCCAUUUUUCUUCUCUCCUCUUUACCCUUUUUUUCUCACAUUCGGAUUUCGAACUCUUCUCUUAUUGCUUUCUUCGCGUCACACUUGGACUGGGACGAUGGAUGCGAGGGGAGGGUGUUGUAUCGCGAGAUACGCCACCGGUGCGUAUGAUAUGUCCAAGGUCCAGAGGAUAAUGCUCAGGUUUCGCCCGAUCGCCCCGAAACCAACCGCCGGGAGUUCCAACUCCGGCAGUUCUUCGUCGGAGAGCAGUGACGCCUUCCCCAAAGGAGGUAGGCCGAAGAGAAAGUACGUUAGAGAUGGCAGCGCCAACAACAGCAAAAGGUGCAAUAGGAAGAGAAAAUUAUCGCCGGACCAGAACGACCCGGUUGUUACUCUUCCCUUGCUUCCAGAAACUCCCGAUCCUAAGAAUCCUCGGGCAACAGAUCCAACAGUACCUGCUCCGAAGGAUUUGCUGAGCGACGGAAAUGUUCCGAUGUGGUUGAAUUUCGAGAAUAUCGCCCCUGGUAAAGCAGAUCCUCCGGUGCCCUUCUGGUAUCCGGAUCAAUCGCCGACUAGGGCUGCGGGUUCAUGCGUGACGGUUGAAUGCGUGACGGAGACGUGGGUAGAAGGGGACGGGCUUGGAAGUACGGACGAGGAGCGAACAGAGAAGCUGAGCAGGGACACGUGUCCGGCGUUUAUAUCGGACGGUUAUGGGAGGGUGACGUGGACGAACGGCGCGUACAGGAGCAUGGUGGGGCAGAGCGGCGGCAGCAAGCAAGGGGUGUGGUUGGCGAUCAGGGAGAAGGUGGGGAUGGCGGUGAGAAGAGCGGUGGCAGGGUACCCGUCGUUCACGUGCAGGGUGAGGAUGGAGUACACGUGUGGGAAGAAGAAGAGUUCAUUGACAGUGCCAUGCGAUGUAUGGAGGAUGGACAAUGGUGGAUUUGCAUGGAGAUUAGACGUCAAAGCUGCUCUUAGCUUGAGCCUGGUUCGGUAAUGAUAAGAAGAGAAGACCCGCGCAUAAAGUUAAAUAUAUAACGGGCCCUAACUCCAACGUCCAAAAUCGUUUGAUCUGCGAAAUCCUUCCCUUGAGAGGUGUUUUGUUUUUUAAAAAAUUUAACCUUAUACCUUAACUCUUUCUAGAAUUGUAAAUAUAUCUGCGAGCUUCGGAGUGUGCUUCCCCGUAGAUGCAAGUAUUGGGUUGCUGAUGAGAGGUUUUCUGCAUUAUUUGACGUGAGUUUGAACUUUCUGAGUUGCGUGCCAGAAGCAUGUAAUUUUGUGUAAUCCCAAGUAUUAGUAAAUAUUUUUGUGUUGUUCCUUACAGUAA
Prosopis cineraria is the source of this 1304-nucleotide messenger RNA. RefSeq lists its product as uncharacterized. The record is from RefSeq and is a predicted model, not a curated record. Bases 99 to 974 code for a protein of 291 amino acids. The transcript has a single exon. NCBI's taxonomy places the organism in Eukaryota, Viridiplantae, Streptophyta, Magnoliopsida, Fabales, Fabaceae.